Cyclocybe aegerita is the source of this 3093-nucleotide messenger RNA. Lineage: Eukaryota; Fungi; Basidiomycota; Agaricomycetes; Agaricales; Hemipholiotaceae. The record is from the annotation of a GenBank genome assembly.
AUGCGGGAGUCCAACUUUGCAUUUCCGGCGCAGAACAAGGCUUGUGUAUGUAUCACCUCACAGUUAUACGACAGGCGAGCGUUGGAUACAACGUCGCCGCUGCCACUGUUCAACUCGCUGACACAUCUCACAUAUCUUACCUCGACGUCGCCACGGAUUCGCGAGAUCAUGACGAUGGACGGGGGCCUCGAGCGCCUCGUCCGGAUCUUGCACGAGUUUUGCAUGUGCCCACCGCCGCCUGAGAACCCAGCCGUCCUGUACGGACUAACCCCGCCAAACGCACGCCCACCGAAACUCGCACCCGCCCUCAAUCCCCACUCUUUCGACAAACACGCCGCCUAUCGUUUUUCGCUUGCCUUUCAAUGCAUCGUCAACAUUGGUGUUAGGGGAAGUGAGCCGAUCAGGAGCCGCGUUGUGCAGGCUGGUACACUGGAUGUGGUGGGCUGCAUUCUCGAGGCGUGGCUGGCCAACAAAGGCUUCGCGGUUGGGCCAAGCUCAAGCGCCACCGGGCUGCCGCGAGAGACGAGGGAGCAGAGGCAGCAGCGGAGAUUGGCACAGCUGGAGCAGAGGCAACGAGAGGAAGCAGCACAUCUCCAACGUGCCCUGCAAAGGCAACUUCAGGUCGAGCAGCGGGCGAUACAGCAGCAGGAGGAAUCUAUGGAUUAUACACCUUCACCCGCCGACAGCUCGACCAGUCACAUCCUUCUACUCUCCGACUCUGCUUCACAACCCAACAGCGACACCGAUGCCUCAACGGACAACUCAAUAGCUGCUACUCCUCAAGGAAGUGGAACGCCGACAGGAUCCGUGCUCGUGCCAGCCCGCGAUCGCAGUGGAACCAUCAUCGCACGACCUGUUUGGGAUCAGCCUGCCACCACCGCACCUCGACGUACCCGUCAUCGCGAGCUACCUCCAGAAUCACCCUCUGACGUUUCUCGAGCCGAGACUGAGACUGAAGACGAUGGAGAUAUCGAUAUGGACCGUUCCAGAGACAGUCGUCGGCUCGCUGUCGACUCCGAUGUUGCAUCGGCAUCAGCGUCACCUUCGCCUGAGCGACGUUCACUAAAUCGAACCCAGCACAUGGCUCGGCGAGCUGUUGGCAUUGUAUCCGACGAACCUACAACAGGCCCAGAGACCCUUCAGGUUGGCGCAUUAGGACUUGAUGCGGAUGCUCACAUCAUCAUUAACGAAGGUGGUGGGGUGGGUGUUGGUGACGGAGUUGAAGUGGGUGUGGAAGAUGGAAUUGUCUCGCUCGAGCAGAACGACGAUUUCGCUAUGGGUGCCCCUCCUGGUGCACCUGGAGCCAUUGGCGAAGGAACCACACCCCGAGGGCUCAAUCUGGAGCCUUUGGCCGGUAGGCGGAGAAACACCGAUGCGCCAGAUGUCACACCUCGAGCAGCCAUUGUAGGGCUGCCGAUGAUGGGCGCGGCGUCGACGAAUGGAACGAUCCGCGGCGGAACACAACCACAUCCGCCUGCUGGACAUGGACACCAACGCAAUGCCACGAUCCGUGGCCGACCUCCAACCGAGAACGCUGCUGCUGGACCAGCAACCACCAGAACGACAGCUACUGCAGCUACACCUGCCAAUAUCCUGCCUGGCAGAUCCUCGAACAUCAGUUCGAACGCUAGCCAUCGCGACAGCGACUCUGGCCCGUAUCGCGAUGAGGACGUUCUCCUCUCUCUUCAGCUCCUUGCCUACCUGAGCAAGUACCCACAUGUCCGACAAGCAUUCUACAAGCCUCGUGUCACUUUCCACCCUGCCUCCGUGAAUCUUCCUGGUGCAAGGUUCGGAGUUGGCCAAAGUUCGAAGGACAAACAAAAGGAAACCGCGAAGGUACCUCCAACGGCAGCACCUUCCACUAAGGAGAGCAUUUUCAGGGCUUUCACGAAUGCUGCGGCGAGCGUCGGUAGUUCGCGCGGCAAAGAUAAGCAACCUGCCUCUUCUAUCAACACGUCGACAUCUUCGGCUUCUACUUCUACACACACCCAUGCUACGUCCUCUCAUACAGGCGCCCCCUCCUCCGCCCGCCAAACUAACGUGUUCUCUCUGGUAGAGAGAUUUACAUUCAAGCCAAGCUCAACGGAAACUGAUCUUCCCAACCCGCCCCCAAGACUACCUCCAGAGAUCCAAUACUGGGCUGGCGUCAUUAUGAGGAAUGCAUGCCGUAAAGAUGACAGUCGCGGCGGUAUACGGCAAUGUGCAAACAUGAUGUGCGGAAAAUGGGAAACGUACCCUCGUGAGUUUGCCAAAUGCCGACGGUGUAGGAAGGCGAAGUACUGCGGGAAGGAAUGCCAGAGCACGGCAUGGAGUGAGGGUCAUCGGUUCUGGUGCAGUGCGAAGGAUGUUGACGAGGACACCACCAACACAACCGGCGAUCAUUCUGCAGCAGCUGCUGACCAGUCGAACGGCAGCAUCCAAAUCGCGCCAGAUGCAACUGGGGCGACGGAAGUGCAGGUUACGGCUGCUCGGGCGGAACGACGUGCACACCGAGAAAGAGCACAUGCACAUGGCCAUCAUCACCCCGUCCAACCAGCGAACAACUACGUCAGCCCGACGACGACAGUGACCGGGGCCAGAGCUGAGACGAGUAUGAUUCGAGACCGGACGGUGCAACCCCUUCCUCAACACCAGCAUCAAUCCCGCACACGACCAGCCACCAACGCCCGCACGAGCACAUUACAGGCUCAAGAUCCGAUGAACACUAGCUACUUGACGUUCCAGAUCCAGGGCCAGAGCCCAUCUACCGCAAGCUCCUCCUCCUCGUUGGCUAAUGCUCUGUCGCCAACACACGAGCAGACAGGAAGAAGAAGAGCAGAGACGAUAACGGGUGCCACGAUGCCGUCGUCGGCAAGCACAAGCUCGGGGUCAACGUCGAGGAUGAUGGAAGUGCCACCAAACGUGAUUCUACCCAGAAUCUCAACGCAGCAACCCCAGCAACAGCAAGACUGGCCGAUGGGCGGAACGUCGCCUAUUCCACCCCAUGCGUCGGUGUCAGCACCUAGUCCUUCGAGGCGGUAUAGGCCGACACCUCCGCCCAUGGCACGUGGAUCGUUGUUCGAUAACAGUGAGGACGAUAUGGUUUUAGGAUGA